AUGAAAGGGCCAACCGACAACGUGGCGGAAUCAAACAUCUCGCUGCAGUCUCUUACACCUCUUGGUGUUAAACAACUCUCCAGGAAGGAGAAGCGCGAGCUCCUCCAGCUGCACCGAGAAAAGGAAACGCGAAACUCAAAUGUCGUCCUUCUGCUAGGAACUGACCUGCUCGCUGGCGGUACUAGUGGCAUUGGUUCACAAGAGCUUUUCUGCAUUUACGAGCAGAUUCUCAUUGCAGCACUGGACUGCGGAAGGGUAGACACCAGCCGGCAAUACCUCUCGCUGCUUCAAAAGCAAUUUGGCAGGCAGUCGGUACGCGUGCGGCGCCUGGAAGGCCUGUGCUUAGAGGCAGAGGGUCGUGCAGAGGAGGCGGAAGGUCACUAUCGCGCGUUACUGAAGGACUUUCCAAGUGAUGAUUUCCCCGUGAAGCGACUGUCCACUAUGCUCAAGAGUGAAGGAAAGUAUCACAAGGCUAUCGAGGUGCUGGAGAAGCAGCUAGUCUACACGGAUGUUAACGAUGAGAAACAUACGUUUCUCGAGUUGCACGGCGGUAACUGUCUCAGCGUGUAUCGUGAGCUUUCAAACUUGCACUACCUGUGCGAAAACUAUACCAAGGCCCUACACCAUGCCAAUGAGGCCAUGCUGCUUAGCAGUAGUUGUUAUCUCUCUCAUACGCGCCUCGCCGAGUUGUAUUACAUGGCGGGCGAUCACAGGCACAGUCUUGUAGAGUACGCGCAGUCGCUUCGGUUGAAUGACCAUCCCAACAACAGUCGCGCAGCGUAUGGACUGUGGGUUGUAGCGAAUGAGAUCAUACGACAGAGCAAGUCGUCUACAGCAUCUCGUGUGGGGGAUGAGCAAAAGGAGGAAGCCGUAUCGCUUCGUGCCUGGGCGGAAAAGAAACUUGUAGAUAUGUACAAGGGUAGUCCAAUGCUAUCGGCACUGGAGGCGAUGCUACAUCGUGAUGAUUAA
Trypanosoma brucei brucei TREU927 is the source of this 969-nucleotide messenger RNA. RefSeq lists its product as hypothetical. The record is from RefSeq and is a predicted model, not a curated record. Gene Ontology annotation, molecular function: protein binding. Gene Ontology annotation, biological process: protein folding in endoplasmic reticulum. The coding region runs from base 1 to 969 and encodes 322 amino acids. Lineage: Eukaryota; Euglenozoa; Kinetoplastea; Trypanosomatida; Trypanosomatidae. The transcript has a single exon. Gene Ontology annotation, cellular component: EMC complex.